UUCCCCCCAACACCAAUCCACCCUUCCCCUCAUUUUCUCUCGACUACGGUCCCCACCCCAGAUUCCCGUGACAUAUUCCCAAUCCAACACUUAAUUGAGCAAUUUGGAUUCCUCACGUGCGGGGUUGAUUUGUAGUUUGAACACGUGGCUCAUUCAAAAAAGCCGGAAUAUCCUAGUUUUUUUUCCUUCCCCUUCUUCAUAUUGGUUUUAUUCAGAGGCGGGCACGAGCCUUAACGUGUGAAUUUAUCUGUCUCUUUGCCAAGGGGUUUGAAGGAAGACAAAAAAAGUCGUGUGUCCUUUUUCACUCAGUCAGCUAUCGUUUUGGAGAAACUGAAUAAAUAAUUAAGAUAAAUAUUUUUUUGCGCGAUAGAGAAGAGGCGAGUAAGCGCAAACGCGACGAGGUUGCCCGUCAAAUAUAUCUGUGGCUUCAACGACUGGGGGGAAGCACGCCACCGCCACUCCGUUGAGUAGUAAGGCGAUUUUGGCGACUCCAAACCCGAUAGAGCAAAUCACGAUUUCCUUCUGCGUAAAGAUUGUCCAUUUCAGCGCAGACCAUGAAUAAGCUGUACAUUGGAAACGUGAGUGAAGAGGCGAGUGCCGAGGACUUGGAAACUAUCUUUGAGCAGUGGAAGAUUCCGCACAGUGGUCCGUUUCUCAUCAAAACUGGUUAUGCGUUCGUGGAUUGCCCCGAUGAAAAGAUAGCAAUGAUGGCCAUCGACAUUCUUUCAGGUAAAGUUGAACUACAUGGAAAACUCAUAGAAGUGGAGCACUCGGUCCCUAAACGUCAAAGGAGCUGUAAGCUGCAGAUCAGGAACAUCCCGCCUCAUCUGCAGUGGGAGGUUCUGGAUGGCAUGUUGGCUCAGUACGGCACAGUGGAGAACUGCGAGCAAGUAAAUACAGACACAGACACUGCAGUGGUCAACGUUCGAUACGGUGCCAAGGACCAGGCCAGACAGGCGAUGGAAAAGCUGAAUGGCUUCCUGAUGGAGAACUUUGCCCUGAAGGUGUCGUACAUCCCUGACGAGACGGCGGCUGCUGUCGCCCCGACCCUGGGAGGGGGUAAGAGGGGCUUUGUCCCCCGUGGCCCUCUGCGAUCGGGUUCCCCAGGCCUGGGGGCACGCCCCAAACUGCAGUCGGACGUCCCUUUGCGCAUACUCGUCCCCACACAGUUCGUAGGAGCCAUCAUCGGCAAGGAAGGAGCCACAAUUCGCAAUGUCACAAAACAAACACACUCAAAGAUCGACAUCCACAGAAAGGAGAAUGCGGGAGCAGCAGAGAAGCCCAUCACGGUCCACUCCACCCCAGAGGGCUGCUCCAAUGCCUGCAGGACCAUCAUGGAGAUCAUGCAGAAGGAGGCCCUCGACACCAAGUUUACUGAGGAGAUUCCAUUGAAGAUUCUGGCUCACAACAACUUUGUGGGCCGACUAAUCGGGAAGGAAGGAAGGAACCUAAAAAAGAUUGAAGUGGACACAGAGACCAAGAUCACCAUCUCCCCUCUCCAGGACCUGACCCUGUACAACCCUGAGAGGACCAUCACAGUGAAGGGUUCCAUCGAGGCCUGCUCCCGCGCUGAGGAGGAAGUGAUGAAGAAGGUCAGGGAGUCGUAUGAGAACGACGUGGCCGCAAUGAACCUCCAGUCUAACCUGAUUCCAGGACUCAACCUGAAUGCCUUGGGUUUGUUCCCUGGUGGUGCUCCAGGUAUGGGCCCCUCCAUGGGACACAACGCCCCACCUCCCGGUGCCCAGGGUGGCUACUCCUCCUUCGGGAGCAGUUACUUCGGGGGCGAAGGGCCAUUUUGGGCGUCUGUGCUGUCGGCGAGCAGCCAGCCCCUCUCUGGCCAGGGGCAGCCGGAGUCGGAGACGGUACAUCUGUUCAUCCCGGCGCUGGCGGUCGGAGCGCUCAUCGGAAAACAGGGUCAACACAUCAAGCAGCUGUCGCGCUACGCCGGAGCCUCCAUUAAGAUCAGUGCAGAUGAAGUCCGUGUCGUAGAUGCAAACCAGGUAGCACCUCCAGACGGCAUGGACGCCAAGCAGAGGAUGGUGAUCAUCGCGGGACCACCAGAGGCCCAGUUCAAGGCUCAGGGUCGUAUCUUUGGGAAGCUAAAGGAGGAGAACUUCUUUGGGCCGAAGGAGGAGGUGAAACUGGAGGCACACAUCAAGGUGCCCUCCUUCGCUGCUGGGCGUGUCAUCGGCAAGGGAGGCAAAACGGUGAAUGAGCUGCAGAACCUGACCAGUGCUGAGGUGGUGGUCCCCAGAGACCAGACGCCUGAUGAGAAUGACCAGGUCAUCGUCAAAAUCACUGGACACUUCUAUGCAAGCCAGCUGGCCCAGAGGAAGAUCCAGGAGAUAUUGUCCCAUGUGAGGCGGCAACAACAGCCAAAACCCUCGCCCCGUGGGGACGGGCUAGCCCGGCCCUCCCGGAAGUAGACCUGGGGACCCGUGACUGAACCGCCCGAAGACAGAGCAGAGACCAGAGGGGUAAACACGGGCAGGGACGACGCGCUCAUCUCAGGGGUUAAGGGUCAUGGGUACCUGACUGUACACCCCAUACCCCUCUCAAUGACCUCCUUGACCAACAACAUCAGUGUGGAUAGACCUUAACCCCCCCCCAAAAAAAACAAAAAAAAACAAAUCACCUCACCUCUCUGUGAUUAUACUUCAGAGGGUUCCAACAUUGUCACACACCCUCUCACCACACGGAUGGGUCCUGAUUGGUUCCAUUUUGUAGACAACACCAAGACAUAAGAAUUAUCCCCCUCCCUGGUGUGGUAACACUCACCAUCUCACAUGUUGAUGACAGGUGUUCAUUUUGACACUCGUUUCAGUUUUUACCUUUUUUAUUUCGACUUUUGUUUUUCGCCCUGGAUGAAGUGUUUGUUUAAUUGGUUGAAGCUUUCUCUCCUAAGUUUUCUGUGGAAAGAAAAAGGCAUUGCUCUGAGUCCUGGUAGGAUGAUGAAAGAUUACGGGAAGGGGUUUAGACAGAUAGGCAGGGCUAGGGGUAAUACUCUUGUUUGAUUGGACAGGAACCCCAGCGGUGGUUUAAUGGGGUGCCCCUGUGCUGGUAUUGAUAGUGGCAUUUUAUAAAUUCGGAUGCAUUUUAUAGAUAUAUAAAUAUAUAUUUAGAGUUGAGGAUAAGUUAACACUUAAGGGACGUGUUGAACAGUGUUGGCCAGGAAAACGAAUUUAAUAUGCAUUUUACUGAACUACCUCAGGAUCUCUAGUACCUCAAGAAGACGACGAGAAAAAAAUAAGAAAAUUGAUAUAUAUAAUAUAUAUAUGAGAAAAAAAAUCAUUUUUUAAAAUUUGCUUUGUGGUAUUUUGUAUACUUUAUAAAGCUAAUAGUUCUUGAACAUUUUUAUUUUUUUAAGAAAAUUAACAAUUUGGUCAGCUGCCAACUGACCUUGCCUUCAACUCUAGUGCUCUCCAGCAGCAUCAACGUGACGACGGUGGCCCUGUACAUAGUCUGUCUGUACAUAGAGCCAAGGGCGGAGUUGGCGCUCAACUCAGUUGGCUGCUGAUGGGAGUAUCAAGAGAAUACAUCACCUCAGUUUUCCUGAGGAAUCCACCAUCUUCUGAAAACUACAAAAAGCACGUCUAUAUUAGAGUAAUGCCGAUUCAUGCCAUCCGUACAUACUGCAGCGACGCCGUUUAGUUUGGGGAUUCUGACACUUAUUGUUGACGGUACGUUUAAAUGUUUUUUUCUGUCUUCCUGGAAGGGCAAUGGGAGGGGCCUGAGCACUGAGUUCUCUCUCUGUUGCCUUCAUAGAAAUAGACACAGCAGAGCAGCAUGGUCUGUUUGUUGUUUUUCUGUUACCUGCUUAGGCCUUGAACCAUCAGUCUCAAAUUCGCUUAUAGUGAAAUACAUGGGGAAUAGGGUGAAAUGUGGAAGUUACUCCAAGUUUCUUACAAGUGAAAGUGCGGUCCACAGCCUGAUGGGUUUAAAAAAAAGAGCGACUUUGCAGUGGCCCCAGUAGCCGCCGAGUCAGUCUGUUAGUGUAGUUUACUGCAUGGUGAAGGUAGGAGGAGUCACUGAUGGAUGCCUUUAUGGAAUCUACUGUAACUGUUUAACCAGCAGCAGCAGCUGUAACCUUUGGUUGAAGUGAGAGAAAGCAGUUCAAAUUAGUAUUCAUUACAAAAAGCCAAGCGGCACACAACGUUUUACUAAAUGAACCCUGUUUGGGACGUGGAAGAUAAGUUUUUUUUUUUUUAUCCAACAACAAAGAAAUACUAUACCAAGUUUAUCCUUUUUUAUAUUUUAUGCAGAAUGUAAAUAUGUUUUGUGGUAAAAGUGCUUGAGUGUAUCCAUUCUUCCACAAUAGAACGCUGUCUACCUCAGCCGAGGGGGGGUUUGUGGCGGCAUGCGCCCUCACCUCCCCCCUAGCGCUCGCUCCCAUACACCACCUAGCGCCCACACCCUCACCCCUCCCAGCGCCCUCACCCCGCCUAGCGCCCACGCCCUCACCCCCCCAGUGCCCACGCACUCGCUCCGACACCAGUCUCCCCCCCAACACUUCUCUGCAUGGGCGCGUACGUGCGCACGCAGUCCAACCUCGCGCUUACGUACAUGAGGGGCACAAGUGACGUUUACCCCCCCACCUCGUCAUCUGUUUUUUGAUCUACCUCUUUAGAAACACAUUUUGAAUUAGAGGCAUACUUCUAUUUAUUAGAUUUGGGUUCUUCUCCCACUGUCCCCCUCUUCUGCUGUCCCCCCUUCCGCUGUCCCCCCUUCCGCUGUCCCCCUCUUCCGCUGUCCCCCCUUCUGCUGUCCCCCUUCCGCUUUCCCAGAUAUAAAUGAAAAUUAACAAAUCAUGUACACUUUUUAGAAUUUAAAGGAAUAAUUGAAAAAGUGAUCCGAAAUAUUUCCUUUGCUAGCAUUUAUAUAAUCUACUCUUGCUUAAUUGAUUGAAAAUCCUCAAACAUUGCUUUUUCUGCUUUUAUUUUUGGUAGUGGCUUCCAUGUAUUGAACUUUCUUGCUUGGGUUUUUUGUGAAAAGGUCUUUUCACCCGUGCAGUUUUUUGAUUCAGUGAAUGGACGAUAAGUAAAAAAUAAUUAUAAACUGUUAAAAAAAAAAGGGGGCCUGCCUUUUGUUUCUGGUUUGACACUAACAAUAAAUACUGUCUUUCUUACCUUUUGUCUUCACGAAUGCUACAUUAAUUUGAUAGCGAUUUGUUCUGUUAGUAUUUUCUUCGAUGUGUAACAUGGAAAUUCAUGUUUGUGGGGAAAGUGGAGGGACUGGGUUAGGGAGUCCCUCUUUUUGGAAAAGUGGUUUGCUUUAGGCACGAUGCCCUCUGUGAACAUGCUUGUGCCCCUUCACAUCACUCAACUUGUCAAACGCCUCUGAAUAAAAACUAAGUGACAUUG
This is a messenger RNA of Oncorhynchus gorbuscha (pink salmon), 5360 nucleotides long. RefSeq names its product insulin-like growth factor 2 mRNA-binding protein 3. Gene Ontology annotation, molecular function: mRNA 3'-UTR binding. The record is from RefSeq and is a predicted model, not a curated record. Gene Ontology annotation, biological process: regulation of gene expression; nervous system development. NCBI's taxonomy places the organism in Eukaryota, Metazoa, Chordata, Actinopteri, Salmoniformes, Salmonidae. The transcript is spliced from 17 exons. Gene Ontology annotation, cellular component: nucleus; cytosol; cytoplasm. Bases 555 to 2426 code for a protein of 623 amino acids.